Messenger RNA from Canis lupus familiaris (dog), 2316 nucleotides. RefSeq names its product secretory carrier-associated membrane protein 3-like. Gene Ontology annotation, biological process: protein transport. Lineage: Eukaryota; Metazoa; Chordata; Mammalia; Carnivora; Canidae. The record is from RefSeq and is a predicted model, not a curated record. Gene Ontology annotation, cellular component: trans-Golgi network membrane; recycling endosome membrane.
UAGAAAAUCACUUGGCAGUUUCUUAAAAACUGAAACCUAUACCUACCGUAUGAUCCAGCAGUCAUAUUCCUGAGCAUUUAUCCCAGAAAAAUGAAAACGUGCAUCCCACACAAAAACCUGUACACAAAUAUUCACAACAGCUUUAUUUGUCCAAAAACUGGCAACAACCAAAAUGCCUUUCAACAGGUAAAUGACUCAACAAACUGUACGACCUUAUACCAUGGAACACAACUCAGAAACUAAAAGGAACAAACUGAUACAUACAACUUGGAUGGAUCUCAAGGGUAUCACAUGCCGAGGGAGAAAGGCAGUCUAAAGGUUACAUAUUGUAUGAUUCCAUUUAUUUAAAAUUCUCAAAAUAGCAAAAUUAGAGAUGGAGGAUAAAGUAACUGUUGCCAGGGGUCAGGGAUGGUGAAGAUGGCAUGAAACUAUACAGGAGUGGUAGAAAGAAGACUUCUGUGCAGGUGGAAUAGUUCUGUACUUUGGAUCCUUUCAGUGGAUACCUGAAUCUAUUUACAUGUGACAAAAUGGCACAGAAUCAUACUAACAUCAACUUCCUGGUUUAGGAACUCUACUCCAGUUACAGUGGGGAAAUUGAAGAGUACAUGUACCCUUCUCUGUAUGAGCUUUGUAAUUCCUGGGAAUCAAAUUCUUUCAUGAAAAAAAGUUUUUUAAAUGAAAAAAAAAAAAAAAAGCAAUAAGGAGCCUCGAGAUUUGACAGGAUGGCAUAUGUGACUGGAACUGGUUAACCUGUGUCCCUAAUAGAAGGGUAUAUCUUUCUCAAGAGAAACUCAAAUAACAUAAACUAAAAGGCAAAAAAUAAGCAAAACUUUCCUGAAAACCCUUCACCAUGAGAGGAGAAAUGGAAAGGACUGAACACAGCAAUGAUGAGACUUGAAGAAAAGACAGAAUACUAAUCAAAAAAAGGUAUCAAGGCAGUUGCAAACAUGGCUCAGAGCAGAGACGGCGAAAACCCCUUCAUCAGGCCCGGCAAGCUUGACAACCCCUUUCAGGACCCAGCCGUGAUCCAGCACCAACCCAGCCCGCAGUAUGCCACUCUUGACGUCUACAACCCUUUUGAGACCCGGGAGCUCCCACUGGCCUAUGAGCCCCCUGCCCCUGCCCCGUUGCCUUCACCCUCGGCACCCUCCUUGCAGUCAUCAAGAAAGCUCAGCCCCACAGAACCCAAGAACUAUGGCUCCUACAGCACCCAGGCUUCAGCUGCUGCAGCCACUGCUGAGCUGCUGAAGAAGCCGGAGGAACUCAACCGGAAGGCCGAGGAGUUGGACUGGAGGGAGCGGGAACUGCAGCAUGCUGCCCUGGGGGGCACAGCUGCUCGACAGAACAAUUGGCCCCCCCUACCUUCUUUUUGCCCAGUCCAGCCCUGCUUUUUCCAGGACAUCUCCAUGGAGAUCCCCCAAGAAUUUCAGAAGACCGUAUCUACCAUGUACUACCUCUGGAUGUGCAGCACACUGGCCCUUCUCCUGAAUUUUCUUGCCUGCCUGGCCAGUUUCUGUGUGGAGACCAGCAAUGGCUCAGGCUUUGGGCUCUCUAUCCUCUGGGUCCUCCUUUUCACUCCCUGCUCCUUUGUGUGCUGGUACCGCCCCAUGUAUAAGGCCUUCCGGAGUAACAGUUCAUUCAAUUUCUUUGUUUUCUUCUUCAUUUUCUUCGUCCAGGAUGUGCUUUUUGUCCUCCAGGCCAUUGGCAUCCCAGGUUGGGGGUUCAGUGGCUGGAUCUCUGCUCUGGUGGUGCUGAAGACCAACACAGCUGUAGCUGUGCUCAUGCUCCUGGUUGCCCUGCUCUUCACUGGCAUAGCUGUGCUGGGAAUUGUGAUGCUAAAGCGGAUCCACUCCUUGUACCGCCGCACAAGUGUCAGCUUUCAGAAAGCCCAGCAAGAAUUUGCUGCUGGUGUCCUCCUCAACCCCGCGGUGCGAACUGCUGCUGCCAACGCAGCCGCUGGCGCUGCCGAAAAUGCCUUCCGAGCCCCAUCAGCCCUGGCAGGGAUGCCCUGGCCCUGCCACUGGAGGGAGCACAGUUAGCCCCCAUCCCUGAGGGCUCUGGGGCUUGGUGAGACAUCCGUCACUACUUGGGGUCUCCUCUUAUGCCCCCAGGUUCGCAGCCAUAACUGCUGACCCUGACUUAAGGGUGUGGGGAGCCCACUGUGACCCAGUCCCGCUACCCCUGCCACUCCCCCGAAUAGGCCACACUACUGCCACCUCUCACACACCCCAACCCAGCUUCCCUCUGCUGUGCCAAGGCUGUUGCUUCGGUUAUUUAAAUAAAAAGAAAGUGGAACUGGAAAAAAAAAAAAAAAAA